AGACGCUAGCUGUACUGAUUUAAAACGAUAAACCGGAACUUUGUAACUCGUUCCUGAUACUUAAAAUCAUCUCGUCCCCUUUCCGACAAAGCUUCUAUUCCCAUCUUGAGUUUGGCCACAAGAUGGCAAUAGCUUGCAGUCAAAAUGCUGAAACAGCCAGACAGAUUUGAAACUGUCUUGCUUCCUGAGCUUUUCUACGCGCUCUCCCCGCUCCUUUUUGUUUCAAUAUUUAAUUGCAUUUGUUUCGGAAUUACUAGGCAACCCACCCCCAGAUGUGGAAUUUAAAUGUGAUGUGGUUGCAGUGAGAUUUUCAGGACCUGCUCAGCAGAACACCAUCAUGUGAUAAUGGGAUAAGGUGGAGUUCAGCUUUAAGGGGAAGUCUCCAUCCUUUUCAUCAAUCUUUAGGAUCUCCAGCUGGAGGAAAUCAGAAGAUCCAUCCCCUUUCCCUAAUCCUUCUUCUCCAUCUAGCCUCCUGAGCCAGCCCCUGAACAGAUCAAGACGGGCAGAGCAGUUGCAAGUGGCGCGAAGGGGCCGGGAAGGGGUCGCGUCCCCCGCUUGCAGGUCUGCGUUCCGAUCCUGCCUUCUGCCUUCCUUCCCCGGACCGCAGCCCCGCUGCCGCCUCAGAUCAGACGCCGCCACCGACGUCGUCCGGCGGUGCUUUCCCUGGCCGCAGGGCUGUGCGAGGGAGAUGUGCCACCGGACUCUGCCAAGAACCAGGUGACGGGCCGAGGGGCGCGUCUGGAGCUCCAGGAGUGGCCUGGAUGACAGCGGCGGCCGUGAACGUCCUGCCCGCGGCUGGAAACAGCAUGAAUACCUCUAUCCUUGCCCCCCAGGGAAAUAUUUCCAGUCCCCUGAAUUUUUCUGAGACAGGCUCCCAAAUUUUGCAGUUUGAAGAUGAGGAUUGCCAUGUGCCUUUGGCCAUGGUCUUCACACUGGCCUUGGCUUAUGGGACUGUGAUAAUCCUGGGGGUCUCUGGGAAUCUGGCCUUGAUUGUCAUUAUUUUAAAGCAGAAGGAGAUGCGCAACGUCACCAACAUCCUCAUUGUCAACCUGUCCUUUUCUGAUCUCCUAGUGACCAUCAUGUGUCUUCCCUUUACUUUUGUGUACACUUUAAUGGACCACUGGAUUUUUGGGGAGGCUAUGUGCAAAUUGAAUCCUUUUGUGCAAUGUGCCUCAAUCACUGUCUCAGUCUUUUCUUUGGUCCUCAUUGCUAUUGAACGCCAUCAGCUAAUCAUCAAUCCCCGUGGCUGGAGGCCGAACAAUAGACAUGCCUACCUGGGCAUUGCUGCCAUAUGGAUUUUAGCCACAGCUUCUUCUUUGCCUUUCCUUAUUUACCACGUGCUAACGGAUGAACCCUUCAGGAACGUAACAUUUGAUGAAUAUAAGGACAAAUAUGUGUGCUUGGACCUUUUCCCCUUGGACACUGCCAGGCUUUCUUACACCACGACGCUUUUGGUGAUUCAGUACUUUGGACCACUUUGUUUUAUAUUUAUUUGCUACUUGAAGAUAUACAUCCGACUGAAAAAAAGGAACAGCAUGAUGGACAAGAUGAGAGACAAUAAGUACAGAUCCUCUGAAACCAAAAGGAUCAACAUCAUGCUGAUCUCAAUAGUGGUCGCAUUUGCAGUCUGCUGGCUGCCUCUCACCAUCUUCAAUAUCGUGUUUGAUUGGAAUCAUGAAAUUCUGCCUGUCACUACCUGCAGCCACAAUCUCUUGUUCCUGAUCUGUCACCUCACUGCCAUGAUCUCUACCUGUGUGAACCCCAUCUUCUAUGGAUUUCUUAAUAAGAACUUCCAGAGGGACCUACAGUUUUUAUUUCAUUUUUGCAAUUUCCGCUCCCGAGAGGAGGAUUAUGAGACCAUAGCCAUGUCCACCAUGCACACAGAUGUUUCAAAAACCUCUUUAAAGCAGGCAAGCCCAGUCGCAUUUAAAAAAAUUAAUAGUGAUGAUGAUGACAAAAUAUAAAGAAGUAGUAAAAAUUCUACACCUGAAAGUGUGAUCACAGCUGAAAUGUGUCCAAGGACAAGCACAAUUACAUAACAAGUGCAAAAUGGGUAAUGUUUUAUUCUUUUUCCCAAGGAACUUUGUUGUCGCUUUGAAAUUAUAUGCUGUGCAUUUUUGCCUCUCAGCAGUUAUAUCUGAAUCUUAUUAUCAGACAUAGCAGGACAUGCUACUACCUAUGGUUUUCAUUGGUGGCUGUCUUUUUUUCUGUUUCUUUUUACAGUUAUGCACUUUAGCACAAAGAUAUAUUUAUUGAUUUAUUUUUAAAGAAGUAGUUACCAGGAGUGUUCAUGUAAGACCUUUAGAAACAAUAUAAACCCCAGGAAGGCUGUCACUACCGAGGACAUCCAUCCCAGCAUAAAAUUUGGACAUCUGAUUGGAAGAGGCCAUCCUUUUCUUCUUUUUUAAUCCAUCUUCAUAUGAAUGUUAAAAUCCUGUAAAAUCAGUGCAGGCAUGCAUAAUAUGAUUCCAUGAAACCUGUAGAAUAUGUUAAAUGGGGACAUGCAGUUGGCUUCAUUCAUGGAGCCCAUUCAGGAUGCAAUCACUUAGGUUCAAAGACAGGACUAAGAGAUAAAUUCUGUUCUCAUUUACAAGCAUAAAACUCUACAGUAAUUCUACAGAGCAUAAUGGGAUAACUCUGCUGUUUCACCACAGCAAAUGAAAGCACAAAUGAGCUUUCAGUCCCAACCGAUUAUAGCUGAUUUUAACAAUACAGGCUUUUUAAUUUAAAAGAUCUAAACACCGUUUUCAUCUGCCGUUACUGAAAGAGUUAGUGUUGCUGGGAUGGAAUGUACUGUCUGUCCCAAGCCUAUGAAUGAUGUAAAUUCUUGAAACCUACAUGAGAUAUCUAAAGGGACAUGGGACUAUUGACUAUCUUGACAAGGUACAGUUCCAUCCUCACAGGGGACAGAGAAAACCAGAUCUGAAUAUGUGUAUAUGUAUUCUUUUAAAAAGCUUUAGCUAUCUGAGUCUUUUCAUAACAAUUACUGCUGAUCUAUGUAAAUUAUGUAUAGCCUCAUAAUACUUUGUGUUGAGAUGUAGUGGUAAAAGGCUGGUUUAAUCAAGAUCUGCAACAUUUUAAAGGAAGACAUUGAUAUAGUUUGGGUGUACAUUUAGCUUCCAAUCUUUCAGUUUCCACAGCUGGUUGAAGUGCAGAGAUAUUUGACAAAUAUUCAUGAUAGAGCUGUCUGUGAUACUGCUUGAAAUAUAUAUCCUCUAAUUACACAAAAUAUACAUGACUAGAUCCUCAGCUGAGGGAAACUCACAUACCUUGACUGCUAUAAAUGAAACUACAACUGAGGUUCCAUGUACUUUGCUGUACAACCAAUGCUUUUUUGAAUAAGUGGCUUUUUAAAAUACAACAUAGAUCCCACUUUCUUUCAAUGAGGUCACUUCAAACUAUUCUGGCAGAGAAUAGAGUCUUUAAAAUGGAUUUAAAUGUAAAUGUAGCAUAAGGGUAAAUCUAAUACAAUAUAUUUCUGAGCAAAAAGUUCACAGGAUGUGAUGGGGAAUUCAAUAUGUUCUAAAUCUGGCAUGGAUAAAUGCCUAAGAAAUGAAAAUUACUUCAUUUGCCAGUAUUUAAAAGUCAAAAACUGCCUUGUGCUGUCUUAUAAGCAGUGUAGAAUAUUAAAGUAGCAAUGUGUCUUUGUGCAGUAUAAUUCUACCUGUUUCUCUACUGGCAGAUAAUUUAAUUAAAAAGGAAGUUUCUAUGGCUGAGGGAAGAAAGGAAUGUAGAAAAUAAAUUAAAAGUAAUAAUUUUCUCUCAGAGCUUUGCCCUUUUGAAUUUUAUGAGAUUUACCUUUUCUUGUGACUCUUUAUGGAGCAUGCUGCUAAUAAUUUGACAAGUCUCCUGAAAUUACCCCCCUGUCACUUUAUGAUAAUGUUCAUAUGCUAAGGAGUGUGUAUUUUCACAGAGAUAUGAUGUAGAAGCCCAGCCAUGGUUUUUUCUAUUAAGAAUCUUACAGUGUUUUUUUUCCCAUCAGAAAAAAAAUACACAAUGAAUUUUAUUUUUUCCCCCAUUCUUUAAUUUAUCUUCUUCCCAGUGGAAGAAAAAAACAAAAUUAUUUGAUGACUUUUCCAGUUAGUUUCCUAGAAAAUUUUGCUCAAGCUACAUCUGGUGUUUAUACAGAGUAGGUGUUGGAGCAGCUUCAGAGGAGACUUCUGGUGCAGAGACCUAAAGCUGAUGUGUCCUAAGAUUUGGAGGUCUCCGCUGGGAUUGGAGCAUAAUUACUCCUUUUCAGCUUUUCUCCUACUUCAGGUAUGGCCUCAGAUCAUUCAGCACAUAUGGUACUGUCUCAUAAUAUCCCCUAAGAAUGCAUGUCAGGUGGUUUUUUUGCCUACCAAUAUCUGACAAACAAGGUGUAGUAUAAGUAAGAGCAUUCCUUUGGCCCAGGAGCCAUUUUGCUGCUGCACUGCUGCCCUAUGAUCGGGAUUCACUUAGAUGUUUCCUCACUUCCCUGCAAGAAACCUUUUGAGCCUCUGCUGGAGAUGCAGUUUGGCACAUUGCCAUACAAACAGCACAGGAGAUGCUGCCUGAAAUGAUUGGAAAUGAACACAGUGUAAAGAGUGUUCAGCAGGAAAAUGUAUUUGGAGAAUUUCAUAAGCAAAAUCAUUGCUCUUCUGAAGAUUUCUUAUGAGGACAAAGACAAGAGUAGUCUCUCUGAGGUGCAGACCUGACAUCUGUGGGGUGUAGAUGAGAUCUAUUGAGAGCAGUAGUUUUGUCUUUGCUUUCGUGAAUUCACAUUGGAGUUCUCAAAAGCUGCUGGAGACUUUCCCCACCUGACAUCUGGUGAUGUGGUUUAAUCUCAGAAGCAACUAAGCACCAUGUGGCCCCUUGCUCACUCCCUCAACAGUAGGAUGGAGAGGAGAAUUAAAAAACAACAAUAGAAAAAGCAAAUCUCAUCAGCUCAGAUAAGAACAGGUUAAUAACUAAAAUAAUAAUAGCAACAACAACAAUAAUAAUAAUGAAUACAGCAAAAAGAGAGAGAAAUAAAUCUCAAGAAAAGGCAAGUAAUGCACAGUGUAAUUGCUCACCACCUACUGACCAAUGCUCAGACGAUCCCAAGCAACAAUCUGCCCUUCCUGGCCAAAGCUUCCCCCCCAGUUUGCUUACUGAGCAUGAUGUCAUAUGGUGCCCUUUGGCUCCUUUGAGUCAGCUGUGCUGGGUGCGUCCUCUCCUAGUUCCCUCUGCGUCUUCAGCCUCCACUGGCAGGGUGAUAUGAGGAGAUGAAAAGCCCUUGACUUAGUAUGAAUACUACUUAGCAACAACUAAACAUUGGUGUGUCAUCAACAUUAUUCUCAAAUAUAAGACUCAGCACUAUACUAGCUGCUAGGAAGAAAAUUAACUUUCUUCCAGACAAACCAGACACAUAGCUACAAGAUUAAUCCUCUUUUUUGACUUUUGAGCUCCAGCAUGGCUUCUCACCUUCUAAAUUCUAAACUUCUUUGCAGGAUGAGCUGUUGAGCUUCAUGUUUAUCAUUUUUCAGUCAUUCUGGUUUGAUAUUUGUUUAUCCUAUGUGGUGUUUUGUCAAACUGCUCAUGCCUCAGUAUAUGUUGGUUUGUAUCUCAAAACUCUAAAGAUCCCUCAUAUUCUUUCAGAAUGGUAGGCAAGUUUUACUGGCAGGAAAACAGAACACUGAUGCAUCUAUAAUGUAUUUGCCGUUUAUCUUGCAGUGCAUUUCAUGUGAAAUACACAACUUUCAAUGAAAAUUGUAACUUUAAUAGCCUUACAUGAAAAAAACAACUAUUUAAUAAACAUUAAUAUAUGCUUCA
Pogoniulus pusillus (Red-fronted tinkerbird) is the source of this 5772-nucleotide messenger RNA. RefSeq names its product neuropeptide Y receptor Y1 (gene NPY1R). Gene Ontology annotation, cellular component: plasma membrane; neuron projection. Gene Ontology annotation, molecular function: neuropeptide binding; neuropeptide Y receptor activity. The coding region runs from base 762 to 1964 and encodes 400 amino acids. Gene Ontology annotation, biological process: G protein-coupled receptor signaling pathway. The transcript has 4 exons. NCBI's taxonomy places the organism in Eukaryota, Metazoa, Chordata, Aves, Piciformes, Lybiidae. The record is from RefSeq and is a predicted model, not a curated record.